Messenger RNA from Ambispora leptoticha, 1037 nucleotides. Lineage: Eukaryota; Fungi; Glomeromycota; Glomeromycetes; Archaeosporales; Ambisporaceae. The record is from the annotation of a GenBank genome assembly.
CAACGUCAUCUUUCGUAAAAGAGCCGCCAAAGAUCGAUGUCAUAAAAGAUAACUUAUUGACGUCAGAUCAAGACGGAGGGAUAGACGAAACACGAAUUAUUUCUUAUCAAGCAGCUAUUGAUGAUCUUUUGCGAUCAGGACGAUCUGACGUUCCAACAAAUGUUUUACUGGCAAUGAAAUCGAUUGUAAUCGCAUGCAAAAGCAUCACAGAAGACGUCGAAUCUUACGAACAACGAAAAUUAGCAUCAUUAAAACCAGAGGAUAAGGAAAAACUCUAUUCCCUAAAAACUAAGCUUUCAGCCACCCUAACGAAUCUUAUGACGGCAGCCAAAAAUCAUGCGACCGGUUAUGGAAUCUCUCCGGUCAGUUUACUUGAUGCAGCGGCAAGUCAUCUGACGGAGACAAUAGUAAAACUAGUAAAACUUAUCAAACUUCGGCGUCUCGAUGAUAAUAACGAUAACGAAGAAUUCAAAAAGUUGAAUAAUAACAACAUGUUGUCUGUAGAAAAUAUGAGUAGCUCGUCAUUUGGUAGUCGGAGUCCUACGCCGGUAUCACCACCACUGCGUUCUCAAAGUAACAACAAAAGUGACGCAAUAACCGAUAUUAACAUUGAAUUACAGGCAGAUACGCUGCUUAACGGUCGGACUGUUGAAAUAGAGGAUGCCAAAAAAUUCCUUGAAAUGAAAAUGGAAACAAUAGUGCAAUCGAUUCAAACCCUUCUCUCAGCCAUUCGCAAUAACUUUCACAGCGAUGAUAGUAUUCAAGAUAACAUCAACACCAUCACUUCUAUUGUAUCCCAAGUUAUUGCCGAAUGUCGAGCCGCUUUCUCGUCGCCGUCAGGGACAAGUUAUAAAGAGCAAGGCGAAAUAAUACUGAUUUCUCUAGAGUCUAGUAUAUCAUCUUUGGAGGAGAUUCGUUCGACUAUUAAAACAAACAUUGAAGAAUUCAGAACAAAUAAAUCUCAUAAGCAACUUCUGGCAAAGGCUUCUUUUCAAAUUGCUAAAUCUACAAAAGAUCUUGUCGGAUUAAUGGAGUAG